CAAGUAUUAAUUGUUUUGUUUGUAGAAAUUUUCUUAUACUUCUCAGAAUUUAUUGUCUACCAUUUGUUAAGAUUUAAGAAAUCAAUAUUUUUGUGUGAUUUUAGAACUUAGAAUUAUAAUAAUAAUCCAAUGGUAAUUAAAUAUUUCUUAUGUUAAAUUAAAUUGAAGUAGUGUAAUAAUAGUUGUGCGUUAUUGUAAAAUUUGUAUAUUUUAUGAAGUACCAAAACGUACAUAUAUUUUAUGUGCAUUGUACUUAACAUGUCCUAUGGUGGAAUUGGUGGUCAAGACAAUGAUAAAAAUGGAUCAUACAUGGAUGGUAUUCCAGUUAAAAUUAUUGAAAAGUAUAAACCUCCUAAAAAGAUAGCAUUACCCAGUGUUCUUCAGCAUAAACCUUCAUCUCAAGCAUUAAAAUACGAGUAUAAUUUUAGUUUGGAAAAAAAAGUGUUGGAAAAAAUGUCAAUUUGGAGUAAAUUGCGAGAAGAUUCCAUAACUAAACGCCAUGUUCAAGUUGAAGAGUUAAAAAAAUUAGAUUCACUUAAUUUGCAUAAAUUGACUUUGAUAGAUUCAUCACACCAAAAUAUACAAGUUUUACAGCCAAUUCCUGCUCAAAAUAACUCUAAGGUGUCUUCAAAUGAACCCAUAAUUUCAAAAAAUAUUAAUAUAUCAGAUUUUGAAUCUGAUACAUCCAGUCCAUUUGAUAAUAUGGAAUUGAAAACUAUUAAUGAUUUAGAAGAAUUAGCUACUGUUUUAAAACCUACAUCAAUUCCUUCAACGACUCAAUAUGAUAGUUCUCAGAUCAAAAAUUCAAUAAUUUCUCAAUAUAAUACAAAAUCUACUUUUAAUGAACAUAUAGAUGAUAGUUAUAUAGUCUAUCAAUCUGUUAAUCCUAGUACACAUAUAACUCAACCAUUUCAUACUAUUCCUAAUACAAUGUUGAGUAACAAUAAAAACACACUAAGUGUACCUUUUGUUAGUAUGUCAAAUGUACUUUUAGAACUACAAGAUGACCUUAACUCAAUAAAAGAUAAUCAAGAGUUAGAAAAUGCUACAUCACAAACGCCCAAUUUUAUGAAUAAUAGCUCUAAUUCAUUAACAUCAUCACUACCAAAUCCAUAUAGGUCACUUUCACCUACAACAAAAUCGCUUGUGGAUCAAAUGAACCAAAUGGGAUUUCCAUUAUCUCGUGCAGCAAGAGCAUGCAAACUGUUUGGUAAAGAUGAAUCAAAGGUUAUAGAGUUUUUAAUUCAGAUACAUUCCUUAGAAGAGUCUAGUGGUUACCCAGCAGAUCGAAUAGAACAAGCAUUAGUUACCAACAAUUUUAAUCCAGAUAAUGCUGUAUCAUUUAUGAAAAAUGUCGAUAGACUUAUUGAUUUUGGAUUUCGAGAAGAGAAUAUAUGUAGUGCUCUUGUUAAAUGCAAUAAUGAUCCUGAUAAAGCACUUGAUAGUCUAGUGUCUUAUUGAAAUUAUGUUUAAGUGUGUUGCCUUUACUUAAAAAAUAUUCAUUCUACAUUUUUAUAAGCAUGAAAACAGGUGCCCAAAAUUGUGAUACAUGUGUUAUAAUGCUAUAACAUGUAAUAAAUUUUAUAAGUAUUUAUAUAUUAUACAUGAUGAGUUUUUAUUAA
Messenger RNA from Daktulosphaira vitifoliae (grape phylloxera), 1622 nucleotides. RefSeq names its product ubiquitin-associated protein 1-like. Lineage: Eukaryota; Metazoa; Arthropoda; Insecta; Hemiptera; Phylloxeridae. Gene Ontology annotation, cellular component: ESCRT I complex. Gene Ontology annotation, biological process: ubiquitin-dependent protein catabolic process via the multivesicular body sorting pathway. The transcript has 6 exons. Gene Ontology annotation, molecular function: ubiquitin binding. The record is from RefSeq and is a predicted model, not a curated record. Bases 241 to 1461 code for a protein of 406 amino acids.